AUGCCUCUGAGCUGCAACAUUACAAGAGUAGAGGAGUUGAUCUGUGGCUUUCGAUGGAGGAUACCACUUGUGUUUAGGACCUUUAACCGGAAGGAGGCAGAGGAAAUUCUGGAGAUUCCUAUUAGUAUAUCAGGAAAGGAUGAUAGCAAUUACUGGAUACAUAGCGGCAAUGACAUCUACACUGUCAACUCAGGUUACAAGGCAUUGUGUCAAGGAACUGUUCAACACAAAGGAAGAAGAGAGAAUGAGGCGGAAACUAGUAUAGCAAGUUCCUAUGAAAAGCAAUGGAAGUGGAUGUGGAGGCUGAACGUUAAGAGCAAGAUCAAACAUUUCCUUUGGAAGUGCCUACAUGGUUUAUUACCAGUCAACAGCCUGGUUUUUAAAAGAACACACAAAGGUGAUCCAAUCUGCGGUGGCUGUGGUGAACAAGAAGAGUCAAUCGAACACAUGUUUUUCCAAUACAGCAAAGCACAAGAGGUGUGGAAAAUGGCUCCAUUGCAAUGGGAUGGGUUAAGGGAACAGACAGGGAAUUUUCAAGCUUGGUGGACUGCUCUUCUGGAAGCUACAUGCAGGACAGAAGGAAAGGAGCAUAUAGAGCUCACUGUGAACAUCCUCUGGCAACUCUGGAAAAGGAGAAAUGAAUGGCAGUUCAAUGCCAAACACAGGCACCCUUGGAAAACAAUCCAAAAGGCUCAACAGGAAUGGCAAGAACUAAAAGCUGUCCAGAGCAAGCAGGAAAUAUUCACUGAAGAUGCGGUAAUAGCAGAUGAGGAAGAGGAUCUGGAGGAGGCAAGAAGGAAUGAAAUUCAGAUCAGAAUAUCAACCAAGGUGCAAGACCAAACCAACAGAGUUGGCAUGGGGAUUUUUGCAUCUACUUUCAACAAUCAGUGGGUGGCUGCCUGGGCACUUAUUGACAGAAAAACAGUGAAUCAGAUGCAGUCUACUGCAGAAGCUGUGAAAAUGGCCAUUAUAAAGGCUAGACACCAGCAAUGGAAGGAAAUUGUUGUCCACAUCCCCUGCCCCCAGCUAUUGAAGAUGAUAAAGGAAAGGAUGGCAAAGGACAUCAAAAUGGCUACUUUGAUAGACGAUAUUAACGACCUCAGGUCUUUAUUUCAGAAAUGUUCUUUUUGCUUAGAUAGGAGCUUAGAUUCUAGAUGUGAAGUGAUUAGUGAUUAUGCUUUAGGCAUAUUUCAAGAUGAGGAAUGGAUUAAUCCUCAGUGUGUCUAA
This is a messenger RNA of Coffea eugenioides, 1227 nucleotides long. RefSeq lists its product as uncharacterized. NCBI's taxonomy places the organism in Eukaryota, Viridiplantae, Streptophyta, Magnoliopsida, Gentianales, Rubiaceae. The transcript has a single exon. The coding region runs from base 1 to 1227 and encodes 408 amino acids. Gene Ontology annotation, molecular function: nucleic acid binding; RNA-DNA hybrid ribonuclease activity. The record is from RefSeq and is a predicted model, not a curated record.